Messenger RNA from Etheostoma cragini (Arkansas darter), 872 nucleotides. RefSeq names its product serum/glucocorticoid regulated kinase 2b (gene sgk2b). Gene Ontology annotation, biological process: protein phosphorylation. The record is from RefSeq and is a predicted model, not a curated record. Gene Ontology annotation, molecular function: ATP binding; protein kinase activity. NCBI's taxonomy places the organism in Eukaryota, Metazoa, Chordata, Actinopteri, Perciformes, Percidae.
AUGGUUCUAGUCAGCAAAUCUGCCAAUAGUAAGUUGCCAGUAGGCUCCCACGCCCAGAAAGACCUGCGACGACAGCGCAGGCCGAUACGAGUGAAGGACAGAUGCAGUGGUGUGAACUCAGAAACUUCACAGAUAAAACCAUCAGAUUUUGACCACCUUAAAAUAAUUGGCAUAGAAACUAUACCAACACUUUUGUCCCAUUUGUUGUCUUCCAGAGACCUUGAACCAGAGAAAAUCCUGCUGGGCAAUGAGGGUCAUGUGAUGCUGACUGAUUUGGGGCUUUGUAAAGAAGGGGUGGCCAUGGUUGGGAUUAUGCAUACAUUCUGUGGGACUCCUGAGUACCUUGCUCCAGAGGUGCUACAAGGCCACCCACACAACCCUGCAGUGGACAGGUGGGGCCUCGGCACUGUGCUGUUUGAGAUGCUCUAUGGACUGCCUCCAGUUUACAGCUGUAGAAAAGCAAAGAUGUUCGAACAUAGUGGGGGGUCUCAGGCUGCCUUCUCAGUGUUAGAGGGAUUGCUGAAAAGAGAUGUCUCCUUUGACCUACGUGACCUUGUGGAGCUGCAGGAGCAUCCCUUCUUUGAAUCUGUCAACUAAAGACCCCCGUUCAUCCCAAAAGUGACUGAUCCCUGUGAUGUCCGCUACAUUGACCCCGUGUUCACACUACAACCUGUCCCUGCCUCUGUGAAUGAGAGGUGCCAGGUGGGCGGGACCAGCAAGGCCUACCUAGGAUUCUCCUUUGUGGACCCAGUGGAGUAUUUGGCAGCAAAGCCAGUUUCAUAACAAUGCCAAAUCUUAUGAGAGCAUGUUUGUUCAAAUAUUUAUUUAACAUUAUUAUGUCAUAAAUUAUUAAAUCAAAGUCUAUUUUUAAA